GUUCUCACAGUUACAGCAACUGCACGUCUCAUGCACAAUAAUUAAUUAUGUUCUACGCAGGAGAUGGGAUACUCCUUCACGGCUACGCAGGAGCCAGCCCCUUCCCACACAGCACAACUUCGUUCACGCACCGUACCUAUUUCCUACUUGAACAAAUAAUACAAGCACCUGUGAGUACUGAGUGGUAUAUAUAUCACUUAGUUCCACUGAACAAUGCAAACAAAAGCGUCCUCACUACUGCAGGUCGCAAGCAACUCUAAAGAGGGCCUAAUCAAACAUGGCUAUCCCCAGGGCUUCGCUACUUGUCAUCCUUGGUUGUCUCUUCUUCUUUAGCUCUGCCCUCGCAGCUCGAGAGCUGAAUGAUGACUUGUCCAUGGUGGCAAUGCAUGAGAGUUGGAUGGCGCAAUACGGUCGCGUCUACAAGGAUGCUGCCGAGAAAUCAGAAAGGUUUGAGAUAUUCAAGGCUAAUGCUCAAUUCAUCGAGUCCUUCAAUGCUGCAGGCCACAAGUUCUGGCUCAACACCAACCAAUUUGCGGACAUUAGCAAUGAUGAGUUUAGGGCAAUCAAUAUCAACAAGGGGUUUAUUGCAAACAAGAAGGUGAAGGUUCCCAGAACUUUCAGGUACGAGAAUAUGAGCCUUGAUGCACUCCCGGCGACGGUGGACUGGAGGACAAAGGGUGCGGUCACUCCCGUCAAGGAUCAAGGCCAAUGUGGUUGUUGCUGGGCUUUUUCUGCUGUUGCUGCAACAGAGGGCGUUGUUAAGAUAAGUACCGGCACUCUUAUCUCGCUCUCGGAGCAAGAAUUGGUAGAUUGUGAUGUCCACGGUGAGGACCAGGGCUGCGAGGGCGGUCUCAUGGACGACGCAUUCAAGUUCAUUAUCAAGAAUGGAGGUCUCACUAAGGAGUCCAGCUAUCCAUAUUCAGCAGCUGACGGCAAAUGCAAGAGCGGGCCAAGCAGUGCUGCAACAAUUAAAAGCUACGAGGAUGUACCUACCAAUGAUGAGGGUGCCCUCAUGAAGGCAGUGGCAAGCCAACCCGUGUCAGUUGCGGUGGACGGAGGUGACAUGACAUUUCAAUUCUACUCCGGUGGUGUGAUGAUCGGUUCAUGUGGUACUGAUUUGGAUCAUGGGAUUGCAGCCAUCGGUUAUGGUACCACCAGUGAUGGUACAAAGUAUUGGUUGAUGAAGAAUUCUUGGGGCACAUCAUGGGGUGAGAAUGGAUUUUUAAGGAUGGAAAAGGACAUUACUGACAAGAAGGGUAUGUGUGGCCUUGCCAUGGAGCCCUCUUACCCCACAGCUUAAAUAGACCUUUAAAUUCCACAUCUUUAGACACAUACACAAGAUUGAAUAAGUACAUGUAUCAUGUUAUACUAUUGUAUGUCCAUAUGUAUAUGUUUGUACAUAGUUUUAUGCAAAUACAUAUUAUGUAUCUA
This is a messenger RNA of Lolium perenne, 1431 nucleotides long. RefSeq names its product senescence-specific cysteine protease SAG39-like. Gene Ontology annotation, molecular function: cysteine-type peptidase activity. Gene Ontology annotation, biological process: proteolysis. Lineage: Eukaryota; Viridiplantae; Streptophyta; Magnoliopsida; Poales; Poaceae. The record is from RefSeq and is a predicted model, not a curated record.